GCCCUCCCUUUGUUCCUGACGGCGCCCGGCUGGAGCGAGACAAGACGAGAGACGCCCCGGAUGCAGCGAGCACCACCGUCCCACACGCCCCUUCACCACCGCCCCCACCGCCCCAAGCCCUCCACGCGCCCAUCCCCGCCAUGGAGUCGACCAUGCAGCAGCGGCGCGAGGAGAUCCUCGCCAAAAAGGCCAAGCUCGCCGAGCUGAAGCGCCAGCGCGAGCUGCGGAAGGCCGACGCAGCCAGCAGGCAGUCGGCGAGCGGCAGCCCGCUGGGAGAGGUGCUCUCGCCCACGCCCCGCCGCAGCGAGGACCUCGACCGCCGCGCAGACAUCAACAACCUCAUCAACAACCUCAUCGGAGAGAGCCGUCCGGGGUCGACGCGCCCGGGCUCGCCAGGCGGACGCACCACGCGCCCGACGUCGGUCGUCAGCGCCGGCCAGCUCAGCAGCGACAAUGAGGCCUCGCCCACGUACCAGGUGCUCUCGGGCAUGGUCGACCACGGCGUGCAAACGCUGUCCAUCGGCCCGCUGGCCACCGUCUACGAGUUCGACGGCCACGUCACGGGCGAGGUCAAGAAGGAGCUCGAGGUCAUCACCUACAGCAAGGGCGUCCAGGCGAGCAUAGACUGGAGCCCGCCGCGCUCACGGGCCGCCGGGGGGAGCGACACAGAGCGCGAAGCCAGUCCGACCCGCUCCCCGACGAGCAAGCGCCUCAGUCGCCGGCAGAAGGAGAAGGACGAGGAGAUACGCGCCCAGCUGCGCAAGGAGAUCGAGGAGGAGCUCAAGGCCGCCGAGCACGCCUCCCACGACGGCACCGCCCACCCGGCCUCGGACGAGAACUUCCCCUUCAAGACGCUAACGGACGAGGAGCUGACGGCCGUCGAGAACUCGGACGACUUCAUCGGCUUCGUCGAGAGGAGCACAAAGGUCCUCGAGAGGGCCCUGGACCAGCAGCUGGGCUACGACAUCCUCGCAGACUAUGCCCUGGGCGGUGUCGACGUCGACGACGAGGACGAGGGCUACGGCUCCAGCGGAGGCAAGAAGGGCCGGCGCAUCAAGGAGAUUGCACAGUUCUGGGACGAGCGCUGGAGCAAGAAGAGAAUGGUCUCGGAUCUGGCCUUCUCGACAAAGUUCCCCGAACUCGUCCUGGCCUCCUACACUAAGAACCCGUCAGCCCCACACGACCCAGACGGCCUCAUCCAGGUCUGGAAUCUGCACAUGCACGACCGCCCCGAGUACAUCUUUCACGCCCAGUCCGACAUUCUCACCGCAAAGUUCUCGCCCUUCCACCCCAACCUCAUCAUCGGCGGCGCAUAUUCAGGCCAGGUCCUGCUAUGGGACACCCGCGCCAAAUCCACCCCCGUCCAAAAGACACCACUCACCGGCUCCGGCCACACACAUCCCGUCUACUCCAUCGACAUUGUCGGCACCCAGAACGCAAACAACAUCAUUUCCUGCUCCACCGACGGCGUGGUCUGCGGCUGGACCGUCGACAUGCUCUCCCAGCCCCAAGAAUUCCUCGAACUGACCUCACCUCCUCCAGCAAAGACAGACGACAUGGCAGUCACCUGCAUCGCCUUUCCGCAGUCCGAUCCCACCUAUUUCCUUGCCGGUACAGAAGAAGGCUCCAUCUACCCCUGCCACCGCUACGACCGCGCUGGUGCAAAAGCCGGCGUCGACGGCCGUGUCAAGUACGCUGGGCACGCCGCACCCGUCAUGAGUCUAGACUUCCACCCCGCCAAAGGGCAGAUCGAUCUAGGUGACCUCGUGCUGUCUUCUAGCGUGGACUGGAGCGUCAAGUUGUGGAAAGUGCGUCCCCCGGCUGCAACGGGCACAGCCGGUGCCACACUUCCCGGUACUGCGCAACAGGUCACCCCCGUACUGGACAUUGCACGCGAAGACCUCGUCUACGACGUGCGCUGGUCGCCCGUGAAGCCAUCCGUGUUUGCCCUCGUCGACGGUGCGGGAUCUCUGGAGGUCUGGGACCUGAACCGUGACGUCGAAGUUCCUGUCCAGAGCGUGAAGCCAAGUGACAACAAGCGUGGAGCGUUUUCAGGCCUGCCGACAGGUGGGGGCGUGAUGAAUCGCAGUCUCAACAAGUUGGCGUGGGAGAGGAACGAGGGGCGCCGCGUCGCCGUGGGGGGCAUGGAUGGUGUUGUUACCGUAUUCGAAGUUGGGCAAGAGCUGGGCGGCGUCGAGACCAGAGCCGAGGAGUGGAGCGGAAUCAAGAGACUGGUCAGCAGACUGGAAGGCGUAGGCGAGGGAAUGAAUGGAAAGUAGGUGUCGACUGUUCUGUCAUAAAAAAAGUUAUUACAGACACGACAUGGUUGGACAAGCUGGCGACGAUGCUUUCUUACCUGCAUGUCUCGAGCGAAGCAUUUCUUUGGAGUCUGGGUUCACGGGCGACAUACCCCUCAUGCUGAAAUGAUAUGAGCAAGUCUUUUGCUUUAAUCAAUCAUUCCAUCUAUCUAUCAAUCAAUCAAUUAACAAACACUUGCUUUUCACUCCCUAUAUGCACACGCGUAUCCGAGGUCCGAAUGAAUAUAUUCUAUACAUUGCCCGCUUGAUCCUCCUCCACAAUCGCCACCACCACCAUGCACUAUGUACGAUACAGAAAAAGCCAGUUGUUACAUGUGAAAAGUCGAACAAAAAGUGGAGCUAUUGAUGCAACCCUGCUGUCCCUCCAUCCAACAUAAUCAGUCAAGACAGCAGAAGAGUAGAAAUAAGCGCGUGCUAAAAGAGUCCAAAAAA
This is a messenger RNA of Dothidotthia symphoricarpi CBS 119687, 2750 nucleotides long. Its product is annotated as WD40 repeat-like protein. Gene Ontology annotation, cellular component: cytoplasmic dynein complex. Bases 141 to 2279 code for a protein of 712 amino acids. Gene Ontology annotation, biological process: transport along microtubule. The transcript is spliced from 3 exons. Lineage: Eukaryota; Fungi; Ascomycota; Dothideomycetes; Pleosporales; Dothidotthiaceae. Gene Ontology annotation, molecular function: dynein light chain binding; dynein heavy chain binding. The record is from RefSeq and is a predicted model, not a curated record.